Messenger RNA from Suricata suricatta (meerkat), 3303 nucleotides. It is a transcript of the gene GYG2, whose product is annotated as glycogenin 2. The transcript is spliced from 12 exons. Lineage: Eukaryota; Metazoa; Chordata; Mammalia; Carnivora; Herpestidae. The coding region runs from base 6 to 1649 and encodes 547 amino acids. Gene Ontology annotation, cellular component: cytoplasm. The record is from RefSeq and is a predicted model, not a curated record. Gene Ontology annotation, molecular function: glycosyltransferase activity.
CUGGAAUGCAGCUGUCGCCCGCAGGCCUGGAGAUCCGCGCGGGUCCCCUGGAGAGGACACUGCCUCCGCUCGGCCCUGCUCCAACCGGCCAAGUGCACCCGCCGCGCCCAGGAGAGCCCGGGCGGUCACCCCACUGUGCGCAAGGCGCAGAGCGCGGAACCAUGCCGGUGUCGGACCAGGCAUUCGUGACGCUGGCCACCAAUGACACGUACUGCCAGGGCGCGCUGGUGCUCGGACAGUCGCUCAGGACCCAGCGGGCCACCAGGAAGCUGGUGGUGCUCGUCACCUCCCAGGUGUCCGGCCGGCUCCGGGUUAUCCUGUCGAAGGUGUUUGAUGAGGUCAUCGAGGUGAACCUGAUGGACAGUGCAGACUACAUCCACCUGGCCUUUCUCAAGAGGCCCGAGCUCGGCGUCACCCUCACCAAGCUGCACUGUUGGACCCUCACUCAGUAUAGCAAGUGUGUCUUCCUGGAUGCAGAUACUCUGGUGCUAGCCAACAUCGACGAGCUGUUCGACAGGGCGGAGUUUUCCGCGGCCCCGGAUCCCGGAUGGCCGGACUGCUUCAACAGUGGCGUAUUCGUCUUCCAACCGUCCCUCGAGACGCACGGCCUCCUGCUGCAACACGCCACCGACCACGGCAGCUUUGACGGGGCAGAUCAAGGCUUACUGAACAGUUUCUUCAGUAGCUGGUCCACGGCGGACAUCCACAAGCACCUACCGUUCAUCUACAACUUGAGCAGCAACACGGCGUACACCUACAGUCCCGCCUUCAAACGAUUCGGUUCGAGCGCGAAGGUCGUGCACUUUCUGGGGCCCACGAAGCCGUGGAACUACAAGUACAAUCCGCAGACGGGCUCGGUGUUGGAGGACAGCUCUGGGUUAGAGAACCAGCAGCAGAUGACCUUCCUGAACCUCUGGUGGACCGUCUACCAGCACAGCGUGCUGCCCCUUUAUGAGAGCUUCCGGGAUGCGUCUCCAGGACACAGCGCUGGUGUCGGAGAGCCCAGUGCAAAAUCAGUGGAUCACUCCAGCCCGCCGUGGCCGGCCCAGGGCCCUUCGGAGGAUGCUGUGGUUACGGAGGACACCCUGCCGUCACCCAAGGGAUCGGCCCCCGGGGGGGCCCCUCUCCUGCAGAACCGAAGCACGGCCAGGCUGCGUCUGGUCUUCACUCUGAAUGUGCCCCAGGCGUUCAAGAGGCAUCUGCUGCACCCCACCUUGAACUCGGCUGCCGGUUACACGGCUCUGCGUCUGGAGCAGUUUCGCCAGACCCGUGACACAAUAGGGUGGCCUGAACUUGAGACUUCCACUGGAGUGAGGUGUGACCCAUUCCCACCACCCUCCCCCGCAGGGGCAGACUUCACAGAGACCCAGACCUCCUCGCAACCUGCGGAUAAAGCAGACAGUGGCCCAUCUGUGGAAACCGUGGAGCCGAGCCAGGAGCCCCCUGUGGAUGUCAGCGGGGACCCCGGUCCUCAGGAUGCUUUGGAGGUGGACCUGGCCGUGUCCGUUUUCGAGAUCUCCAUCGAAGAGAAGGUCGAGGCGCCGAGCCCCGAGGAGGAAAGGAGGCACUGGGAGGAGGGGCGCAUCGACUACAUGGGGAAGGACGCCUUCGCCCGCAUCCAGGAGAAGUUGGACCGCUUUCUGCAGUAACGGGCGGGCGGGCGUGCUGCCCGACGUGCGGGAGUCAGCGGUGAGCUGUUGCAUGGUCCCGUUGCUCGGACAUCUCCUCCAGGCCCUUCAGACGGAACCGGGUUUCAACCAUGUGCCUCGAUUUACGGCUGACUCACCUGAGUGCCUCACAGAAAUAACGCAGCCCCGCUUGAAGCCGUCCCCAGCGCCCCCGAUGCGAGCUGCCCAUGCCUUCUUGGCUGCCCCCUCUGAGAAGCCCGUUCUUCUCAGCAGACGGGAGCAGUGCUAAACUUGUGGUAGACCCUUGCCCAUGCCCCCUGCUCUGGCUCCAAGGAGCACGAGCUCCGCCUUGCACAGGUGCUACCCUGUCUGUCCUAUGUGGGGUUAGACGUCACUGCACCUUGACCUCUGCCCGUAAGCUGAGGACGCCGUAUAUGCAUUCAGGAACCCUCAAGCGUGGAAAGCCCUUUCCCCGAAGACUAGGUAGACGCUCACACGGCUUGGGGGUGAGUCUCACGUAGACUGUGCAGAGCAUGUCUGAGAAACCCGACAGCUAUUUCUUUUAUGCAAAACCCAACGGGACUGCCGAGUGCCGAUGGCUGACGCCCAAUGGGGGAAAUGGCGGAGCUGACGGAAGGGACAGCAGCCAGCUUGGGAGAUAGAGCGUCUUCUCAGUUUGGAAGAACCAAGGGUUCAUGCAGUGCAGGUGUUCUGGCGACGCCUCUUGCACGCUAGGAGCAUCUCCAGAAGCGCUUUGUUGAGAGGCAGUCCGUCCCCCUUGACUGCGUGAUGCUGGAAAUCAUCACUACCUCAGCCUACAUAACGGGUCCAGUCACCGUGCUCUCCACGUCAAGGCUGCUGUUUUGGGAACAAUUCUCACGUUUAUGAGACGGGAUGCUUGACUCCAUGAGAAAUCCUCAUCUCCAGAAGUGUCCUGGUCUUACGAAUUCAUGCAGCACGCCGGAUACCUCAUAGGGUCGCUGCUUCUGGCCACCACAGUUGCAAUUAAAAACAGGCAUCUCCGAGCUAGAGAGGGGACUGUGAUGUGAUUUGUCUUGCACGUACUGUGAAACAUCGGUGGGUGUUGUACCCAGGUUUGGGCCACACGGUAACGGCUGUGUUAUGACCUGGUAAGUGUGUUUGCCCAUAUUUCGCAUCAUGUGAAGCAGGGGAGCCCUUGGGUAGGUGAAUCUGGGGAGUCUAUGACACGAGUUGUGCCGUGAGCUUUUGCACCGUGUGAGUUAUGUAACGCUUUGUUUCCUUCCGCUCUGGGAGGCUAACGGUCUGUGGUCUUAGUUGACAUCACACACAGGAUGCUUUUGGGGCUAAUUGAAGACAGCCAUAUGGAUACAGCCUUAGAGGGAUUGGGUCGGGAUGGCACUCAAUCAUUAGAAUAACACUACAUUUAUUUGGGGGAAAGUCGACAGGUGUUGUGUGCUGUGGUGUUAGGCUAUGAGCGACAGGAGCCCAAGUCUGACAUACGUAAGAAGGAGGAACCCAGACGACAAAUAUUCGAGUCUGGUUUGCCUCCUAUAGGGAAGAGAACUCCUGUUUCCAGACAGUGGUUCACUGGCUUAAAGAAUACAUUCAACACAGAAUUCUGUUAUGCAUUCUGGUCUACAUCUCCUGAUUUGAAUGGAUGCUAACGCAUAAAAUUAAAAAUUUGAAACAGCAA